CUUCAGGCGUGAUGGCAGCUGUAACACUAGGAGGAGUGCGACGCUGACAUUCACUGUCUGGCCCUCGGAUGACACGCAUGAAGUGUGUGGAGCUCCAGCUGAUCUGAUUGACUGCUUUAGGUCGUCAUCAGAUUUGCAGAUCAAUGGCUUUGACCUUUGUCCUGAUCACACAGCGGAGAGUCUAAUAUCACGCUUCAUGCCUGCAGUCUCAGUAUGGAUCCCGUGGAGCAUAAGUACUUCACUGUCAUUGAUUAUGUGAUAUUUGCGUUGCUGUUGGUGGCCUCUAUGGCCAUCGGGCUGUACUACGCCUUCACUGGAGGACGCCAGAGCACCACACGAGAGUUCAUGUAUGCAGACAGGAGUAUGAAGUGCCUGCCGCUCUCUCUGUCCCUCAUGGCCACCUUCCAGUCAGCCGUGGCCCUCAUUGGUACGCCGGCUGAGGUUUACAGCAAUGGCACGCAGUACUGGUUUAUCGGCUGCUCUUAUAUUCUGGGUCUCCUGAUACCAGCACACAUAUUCAUUCCUCUGUUCUACAGACUACAUCUCACCAGUGUUUACCAGUAUUUGGAGCUGCGCUUCUGUAAAGCCGUCCGUAUAUGUGGCACUGUUACGUUUAUUUUUCAGAUGGUCAUUUAUAUGGGUGUUGGCAUCUAUACACCUGCUCUUGCAUUGAAUGCAGUUACUGGUUUUCCUUUAUGGGGAGCAGUAUUGGCGACUGGGUUAGUGUGCACUCUUUAUACGGCACUGGGUGGGCUGAAGGCAGUGGUCUGGACCGAUGUUUUCCAGACAGUAGUGAUGUUUACUGGUCAGCUGGCCGUCAUCAUUGUAGGUGUUCAUCAGGCUGGUGGUCUCUCUGAUGCCUGGGUGAAAGUCAGAGAUGGUGGACUCAUCUCUGGGAUUGACCUGAAUCCAGACCCAACGGUGAGACACACGUUCUGGACGUUAGGUGUUGGAGGAGUGUUUCUGAUGCUGUCUCUGUAUGGAGUGAACCAGGCUCAGGUUCAGAGAUACCUCAGUUCUUGUACAGAGAAAGAAGCCAUCAUGUCCUGCUAUAUGGUGUUUCCCUGUCUUCAGGUGGCUUUAAUGCUCAGUUGUCUGAUGGGGCUGGUCAUGUACGCCUGCUACGGUAAUAACAGCCUUCUAGAACAGCAGUAUAUCACGUCCAAAGACCAGAUGGUGCUGUACUUCGUCAUGGACAUGCUACAGAACUUCCCUGGACUUCCUGGAUUGUUUGUGGCGUGUUUGUUCAGUGCAUCUCUCAGUACAAUAUCCUCAGCUUUUAACUCAUUAGCCACGGUGACCAUGGUGGAUCUGAUCAAACCCCAUUACUCAAUGACGGAGGCCAGAGCCACUCUGCUGUCAAAGAUACUGGCUCUAUCAUAUGGGAUUAUAUGUCUGGCUAUGGCUUAUGUCGUGCAUUUGAUGAACAGUUCAGUUCUUCAGGCAGCUCUCAGUAUCUUCGGGAUGGUCGGUGGGCCGCUGCUCGGUCUGUUCUGUCUCGGCAUCUUUUUCCCAUGUGCAAAUAGUAUCGGAGCUGUAAUAGGACUUGCUGCAGGACUAGUCAUGGCUUUCUGGGUUGGCAUUGGUGGCUUUUUGUUCCGGAUACCCAGUUCUGUACAAUUCCUUCCACUUAACUCUACUAACACCAUACCAGCCGCCUCUGAAAACAUCACAGCCGUGCCUGCUCUCAUAGAUGCUGCCAGCAGACCUGUAGGGCUGAAUGGGUUGUAUUCUCUGUCGUACAUGUGGUACAGCGCACUCAACUCCUCCACCGUGGUGCUCAUCGGACUCAUUAUCAGCUUCGUGACUGGCCCAACAAAAGGAGACGAUGUGGCCUCUGGCACAGUGUAUCCUGUGAUGAGAACGGCACGAUCCCUUCUGGACAAGCUUGUGAAGCCGAGCGCUUGCUGUACGGCUCCUUCAGAGCACACGCAGAUCGAUGAUCAUAAAGAAGUGAAUGGAAAUGUAAAGGAGGAUGCUGGAACUGUGGAAGAGACAGAAACAUUUCUCCUAUCAAAUCCAGUGUCUCACGUGGAGCACGAGACCUCCGUAUAGCAAAACCACCAAGAACGGGUUAUCCUGCAAUGCUGAGUAUUGUGAAUAUGAUGUAUAUUUAUGAUGUCAGUAAUGCUAAUUACAGAGAUGUGUGCCUGUAAUUAUUUUGCCUAGGUGUACAUUUUUGUAAUGGACUGUAUAUUUCUGUCACAUUUGUAUUGUUUUGUAUGAGUAGCUGCUGUACAUAAAACCAAAGAAAACUAUUUUUUACAACAUGCACUAAAAUGUUAACGUCUGAUCCAAAUGACAAGGAGAAUGUUCAGCAAAUCAGUUUUUAUAAUAAAAGUAUUUGUGCAUCGUGUGCUGCAGCUUUUCUGGGUGAAUCUCAAAUCUGGCUCAUAUUUCACCCCAAAAUAAAAAUAGGAACAUUAACUUUUGCAUUAAGAUGUUAUUAAAAUAAGAAUAAACAGCACCAUCAAAAUAAUAAUUUUCUGUUUUCUCAGUAUUGUAAUAUGAAUUGUGGGAAGACCGUGUGCUUAAUUAUCAUUAAUACUUUGCAAACAAACUAAGGCUUUAUUUUCCUUAAGCAAAAGAUGUAUUUAUUUAUUUAUUUCAUUUUGGGGUGAUGUAUGACCUGGACAGGUUCUUGAAAUGUUUCACAUUUUGUAAAAUUAAGAUGCAUUCAAGUCCAUAUGCAUACAUACAUUUUUAUU
Messenger RNA from Onychostoma macrolepis, 2708 nucleotides. It is a transcript of the gene slc5a6b, whose product is annotated as solute carrier family 5 member 6. Gene Ontology annotation, molecular function: sodium-dependent multivitamin transmembrane transporter activity. Gene Ontology annotation, cellular component: membrane. Gene Ontology annotation, biological process: sodium ion transport; biotin transport; pantothenate transmembrane transport. The transcript is spliced from 16 exons. The record is from RefSeq and is a predicted model, not a curated record. The coding region runs from base 214 to 2055 and encodes 613 amino acids. Lineage: Eukaryota; Metazoa; Chordata; Actinopteri; Cypriniformes; Cyprinidae.